UGCGUGUCUUUUUAGAGCUCGCCGCGCGGUGGCACCGUGCGUCAGCCCCCUCCGCGCGCACCGCUCUCUCCGAUCCGCUGCUCAUAUGAUGCUGGAGAUCUUCAGCGCAACGGGCCGGUUCCUGGGCGGCAUUCAGCGUUGACAGUUUGAUCUCUCACGAAUACCGUUUCGCGCCCUCGCACACAGCGGAGCUUUGCGCGCGGCAUGCUUCGAUCGGACCGAGCGGCACAGCGGCGCACUGAAACGGGACUUGGAAAGUUACUUAAACCGAACGAAGCUUAUUCUGCAUCUGGGCGGACUCAGUGAACGGGAGGUUCUUCACUGCAAAAGACUCGUCUUGGGGAUAACAAAUAGCAACGCUCCGGGAACAGAACUAACUUUUGGUUCGCUGGAAUGAGAACAGCGCAGCGUCAUUGAUUACGAGCGAAUUAUCACCCCUUUAAUCGCAUCCCGGGGACGUUUAUCAACAGUGUUUGCGCUCUGGAUUGGGUAUGCACUUAUUGAGCAAACACUUGUGAAGUAGAAACAGUUGAUGAACGAACGAAAGUGUCUAUGAUUAGCCUUCUGUGCUUCGGAGUCGUUGACCGUUAAGAACUGAAGUUUUAUCCUGCCGUUCACAAACUCGCACCUGCAGAGGAGUUGAACAGUAUUCCAUUUCGAGAUAUAAAUGUGAAGGAUUAGUCUAUCAAGUCUCUCGAGUCGCUCGAGUCCUCACGCGAGACGCGCCAGAGACACUCCAGAACAUUACGCGCACAACUGUGGCUGGACUGUGGAGAAGCAACAUGUACCCGGCGUGCCGGACAAACGCGUUCGGUAUCUCUCCAUCUGCCUCUCUGGCGAUGUUUGGGAAUUCGGGUAAAGCCAGAAAGAGACCCUGUUGGAUUGUAAUAUUGCUGUCGGUGCUCCUACAUCUGGCGUCGGCACAAGAUGAUGUUCCUCCAUACUUUAAAACGGAGCCUGUCCCGAGUCAGUUGCACCUGGAGAGGAACCGGUUGGUUCUGACCUGUAUGGCCGAGGGGAGCUGGCCUUUGGAGUUUAAAUGGAUCCACAACGACACAGAGAUCACACGGUUCUCGCUGGAGUACAGGUAUUUGAUACCAUCUCUGGACAGAUCGCAUGCUGGCUUCUAUCGCUGUAUUGUGAGGAACAGAGUCGGAGCGUUGUUACAGAGGAGAACCGAAGUACAAGUGGCAUAUAUGGGAAGUUUCGAGGAAGGGGAACGGACCCAAGCCGUAUCCCAAGGAGAAGGAGCAGUAAUACCAGCACCUCGCAUUCGCUGUUUCCCUCAACCACAGGUUACCUGGUUUAGAGACGGACGCAAAAUCCCUCCCAGCAGUCGGAUAGCCAUUACUCUGGACAAUACGCUGGUCAUUCUGUCCACUGUGGCCCCGGAUGCUGGAAGAUACUACGUACAAGCCGUAAAUGACAAGAACGGCGAAAACAAGACAGGCCAGCCUAUAACACUGUCAGUGGAAAAUGUUGGUGGUCCUGCAGACCCCAUCGCUCCCACCAUUGUCAUCCCGCCGAGGAACACCAGCGUCAUCUCCGGCACCUCUGAGGUCACCAUGGAGUGUGUGGCUAAUGCUAGGCCGCUUAUAAAGCUGAGCAUCAGUUGGAAAAAGGACGGCAUUCCGUUGAAGAGUGGACUGAGUGAUUUUAACCGUAGACUGACAGUGUUGAGUCCAGCGGUCAGUGAUUCUGGUUUCUACGAGUGUGAAGCGGUUCUCCGAAGCAGCAGUGUUCCCUCUGUCAGCGCUGGAGCAUACCUGCAUGUGCUCGAGCCGCCUCAGUUUGUGAAGGAACCAGAAAAACACAUCACAGCUGAGAUGGAAAAAGUAGUGGACAUUCCCUGCCAGGCCAGAGGUGUGCCUCAACCUGAUAUCGUGUGGUACAAGGACGCAGUACCCAUAAGCCCAGUGAAGACCCCGCGCUACAGAGUGCUGGCAGGAGGUAGUCUCCAGGUCAACGGCCUUCUGCCCGACGACACCGGAAUGUUCCAGUGCUUCGCCCGCAGCAAGGCCGGAGAGGUGCAGACCAACACCUACCUCGCCGUUACGAGCAUAGCGCCGAACAUCACGGCAGGGCCUUCCGACAGCACUGUGAUUGACGGCAUGUCAGUUAUCCUGCACUGUGAGACCUCUGGAGCGCCCCGUCCUGCCAUCACCUGGCAGAAAGGAGAACGAGUUCUGGCAAGCGGUUCGGUUCAGCUUCCGCGGUUCACUCUCCUGGAGUCAGGAAGUUUGCUUAUAAGCCCCUCCCACAUAUCAGACGCCGGCACCUACACCUGCAUGGCCAGCAACUCCCGAGGCAUAGACGAGGCCUCGGCCGACCUCGUGGUCUGGGCACGUACGCGCAUCACUAAUCCUCCUCAGGAUCAGAGCGUCAUCAAAGGAACAAAAGCCACCAUGACCUGCGGUGUGACACAUGACCCCAGCGUCUCAGUCAGGUUUGUUUGGGAGAAGGAGGGUCAGGUGAUCAUCCCUCAGUCUCUGCCUCGACUGCGGCUGGAUGUCAACGGGACGCUUCACAUCUCUCAGACCUGGUCAGGUGACAUCGGCACAUACACCUGCAGAGUGACAUCGGUGGGCGGCAAUGAUUCCCGCAGUGCGCACUUACGCGUGAGGCAGUUGCCUCAUGCCCCCGAGAACCCCAGCGCAGUGUUAAGCAUCACUGAGAAGAGAGCUAUAAACCUGACAUGGGCCAAACCUUUUGAUGGGAACAGCCCUCUCAUCCGCUACAUUCUGGAAGUGUCUGAAAACAAUGCUCCUUGGACAGUCCUGUUGGCCAACAUCGAGCCAGAGUCAACUGCUGUAACGGUCAACGGGCUCAUCCCGGCACGCUCUUACCAGUUCCGCCUGUGUGCCGUCAACGACGUUGGCAAGGGCCAGUUCAGCAAGGAGACUGACCGGGUAUCUCUUCCAGAGGAGCCUCCCAGCGCUCCGCCUCAGAACGUCAUUGCCAGCGGCCGCACCAACCAGUCCAUCAUGAUUCAGUGGCAGCCGCCACCAGAAAGCCACCAAAAUGGCAUCCUGAGAGGAUACGUCAUCCGGUAUCGUCUGACCGGUCUGCCUGUGGAUAUCCAGUAUAAAAAUAUCUCUAACCCUGAUGUCACCAACCUGCUGCUGGAGGAUCUCAUCAUCUGGACUAAUUAUGAAAUUGAGGUGGCUGCAUACAACGGAGCUGGACUGGGUGUUUACUCUCAUAAAGUCACAGAGUGGACACUUCAGGGAGUUCCCACCAUCGCUCCAGGCAAUGUGAAAGCAGAACCCGUCAACUCCACCACAAUCCGCUUCACCUGGACAGCCCCGAACCCGCAGUUCAUCAACGGCAUUAACCAGGGCUACAAGCUGUUAGCAUGGGAGCCAGGAAAGGAAGAUGAGAUGACAAUAGUGACGGUUCGGCCGAACUUCCAGGACAGCGUUCAUGUGGGCCACAUCGCCGGCUUGAAGAAGUUUUCUGAGUACUUCACUUCUGUGCUCUGCUUCACCACACCAGGAGACGGUCCUCGCAGUCCUCCUCGACGUCUGCGCACUCAUGAAGACACCCCUGGUGCUGUGGGUCACCUGAGCUUCACUGAGAUUCUAGACACGUCUCUCAAAGUCAGCUGGAGAGAGCCCAAUGAGAAGAACGGUGUCCUGACUGGGUAUCGUAUAUCAUGGGAGGAGUACAACCGUACAAACACACGGGUUACACACUACCUGCCUAAUGUUACUCUGGAAUACAGAGUCACUGGACUGACGCUCACCACCUACACCAUUGAGGUGGCUGGAAUGACCUCCAAGGGUCAGGGUCAGCUGUCAUCUUCAACCAUCUCUUCAGGAGUACCACCAGAGCUUCCUGGUCCUCCCACAAACUUGGCCAUCUCGAACAUUGGCCCUCGAUCAGUAACCUUGCAGUUCAAGCCAGGAUACGAUGGCAAGACCUCGAUUUCUCGUUGGCAGGUGGAGGCCCAGGUGGGUGUGAUUGGAGAGAAUGAGGACUGGGUGAUGGUCCAUCAGCUGGCCAACGAGCCUGAUGCUCGCUCUCUGGAGGUCUCCGGCCUCAACCCCUACACCUUUUAUAGGUUCCGUAUGCGUCAGGUGAACAUAGUGGGCACCAGUCCACCGAGCCAGCCUUCCAGAAAGAUCCAGACCCUGCAGGCUCCUCCUGAUAUGGCUCCUGCAAAUGUUACCCUGCGGACGGCCAGCGAAACCAGCCUAUGGCUCAGAUGGGUGCCUCUUCCUGAAUGGGAGUACAACGGAAACCCAGAUUCGGUGGGUUACCGUGUGCAGUACAGCAGGACCGGAGCACAAUCCAAAGCCCUGCUGCACAUCAUUGCAGAUCGCCUGGAGAGAGAGUUCACCAUCGAGGACCUGGAGGAGUGGACGGAGUAUGAGGUCAGAGUUCAGGCCAUCAACGGCAUUGGAGCUGGACCCUGGAGUCAACCUGUACGAGGAAGAACCAGAGAGUCUGUCCCCUCUUGUGGCCCUACGAAUGUUUCUGCGUUUGCCACCACCUCCAGCAGCAUUCUGGUCCGCUGGUUUGAAGUUCCCGAACCCGACCGGAAUGGACUCAUCUUGGGCUACAAGGUGGUUUAUAAAGAGAAGGAUUCGGACUCUCCUCUUCAGUUCUGGACGGUGGAAGGAAACGCCAGCCACAGUGUUCAGCUGACCGGACUGGGAAAGUACGUUUUGUAUGAGAUCCAGGUGCUCGCUUUCACCCGCAUCGGAGACGGCCGACCCAGCACUCCAUCAAUCCUGGAGCGAACCCUUGAUGAUGUGCCCGGACCACCUGUAGUCAUUCUUUUUCCUGAAGUCCGGACCACCUCGGUCAGACUCAUCUGGCAGCCACCUUCCCAGCCCAACGGCAUCAUACUGGCCUAUCAGAUCACAUACCGCCUGAACUCCACCAAUAGCAACACAGCCACAUUUGACGUCUUGAACUCCAGCGCGCGGCAGUAUACCGUCACCGGACUGAGGCCGGAAUCCGUGUAUGUGUUUCGUAUCAGAGCACAGACACGCAAAGGAUGGGGAGAGGCAGCGGAGGCUUUAGUGGUCACCACAGAAAAGAGAGCUCGGCCUCAACCCACCAGCCGCCCCACAGUCCCUCAGGAAAACGUCCAGGCGCGCAGUGUGCUGCUGUCGUGGGAACCCGGCAGCGACGGUUUAUCUCCGGUCCGGUACUACACGGUUCAGGUCAGAGAGCUGCCUGAGAAGAACUGGACGGUUCAUUCUGCGUCCGUUAGCCACGAGUCCAGCUCCUACAUUGUUGACAGACUGAAGCCUUUCACCUCCUAUCAGUUCAGAGUGAAGGCCACUAAUGAUAUCGGAGACAGUGACUAUAGUGAAGAGAGUGAAGCCAUUACAACACUACAGGAUGCUCCAGAUGAAUCUCCCACAAUCCUGACCGUCACGCCACACACAACGACCUCUGUGCUGAUUUGCUGGCAGCCUCCUGCUGAAGAGAAGAUUAAUGGGAUACUACUGGGAUUCCGAAUCCGAUAUCGGGAGUUGCUUUAUGAUCGGCUCCGAAGUUACAGCGCUCAUGCCAUUAGCAGCCCUUCAACCAGCUGGGCGGAACUAACGUCUCCAUACAGUAUACGGAACCUCAGCGACCCCUCCCUCACUCAGUAUGAGCUGGACAAUCUUACCAAACACAAGCGCUAUGAAAUCAGGAUGAGCGUCUAUAAUGCUGUUGGUGAGGGACCCACUAGCUCACCACAGGAAGUCUUUGUUGGUGAAGCAGUUCCCACUGCCCCGCCUCAGAACGUGGUCAUCCAAUCAGCUACUGCCACACAGUUUGAUGUAACGUGGGACCCGCCUCCGCUGGAGACUCAGAAUGGAGAUAUUCAGGGUUAUAAGAUUUUCUUUUGGGAAUAUCAGAGGAAAAACGAGACGGAGAAACUGCGGACUCUCUUCCUGCCGGAGGGAGGGGUGAAGCUGAAGAAUCUAACGGGGUACACCACCUACAUGAUCAGUGUUGCUGCUUUCAACGCAGCCGGCGACGGGCCACGCAGCCCACCGACCAGAGGAAGAACCCAGCAAGCUGCUCCCAGCGCUCCCAGUUUCAUCCAUUUCAGCGAGCUCACCACCACCUCCGUCAACGUGUCGUGGGGCGAGCCUGUCUUCCCUAACGGCAUCAUUGAGGGUUACAGACUCAUCUACGAGCCCUGCAUGCCUGUUGAUGAGUCCUCAGUGGCCUGUGUCGACUGUCUUCACUCCCCUUCCCCCCCAGGCGUCAGUAAGAUCGUGACGGUGGACGUGAAGGGGAACGCCCCCCUGUGGCUGAAAAUCAAAGACCUGGCGGAUGGCGUCACGUACAACUUCCGCAUCCGCGCCAAAACCUUCACUUACGGUCCAGAGGUGGAGGCUAACAUCACCACAGGACCUGGAGAAGGAGCCCCGGGCCCUCCCGGUGAGCCCUUCAUCUCUCGAUAUGGCUCCGCCCUCACCAUCCACUGGACCAAUGGGGAUCCCGGGCGAGCUCCUAUCACCCGUUAUGUUAUCGAGGCCAGGCCCUCAGAUGAAGGCUUGUGGGACAUUUUAAUCAAGGACAUUCCCAAGGAGGUGACAUCGUACACCUUCAACAUGGAUAUCUUGAAACAGGGAGUCAGCUAUGACUUCCGGGUCAUUGGGGUGAAUGAUUACGGGUACGGGUCUCCAAGCCAACCGUCACCAUCUAUAUCAGCACAAAAAGUGGCUCCGUUCUAUGAGGAAUGGUGGUUUUUGGUGGUGGUGGCUCUGGUCGGCCUCAUUUUCAUCCUGCUGCUUGUUUUCAUCCUCAUCAUCAGAGGCCAGAGCAAGAAAUAUGCCAAGAAAUCUGAUUCAAGCAACAAUUCCAACUGCAAUGCACUAACACAUGGAGAGAUGGUCAGCCUGGACGAGAGCCGCUUCCCUGCCUUGGAACUGAACAAUCGACGACUGUCUGUCAAAAAUUCCUUCUGCCGCAAAAAUGGCGUCUACACCAGAUCACCUCCUAGACCCAGUCCAGGCAGUCUGCACUACUCAGAUGAGGAUGUCAGCACCAAGUACAAUGACCUGAUCCCAGCGGAGAGCAGCAGCCUCACAGAGAAACCAUCAGAGAUCUCAGAUUCACAGGAGGCGCUUGUUUUCUCCUUUAAGACUGGGGGCCUCCAUACUCUUCCAACUCAAAGGGGCAGUGACAGCGAAUACGAAGUGGACCCCAACCGACAGAAGACCCAUUCCUUCGUCAACCACUACAUCAGCGACCCCACCUACUACAACUCCUGGCGCAGGCAGCAGAAGGGAAUCUCCCGAGCGCAGGCCUACAACUACACCGAAUCGGAGUCUGGAGAGCCUGAACCCUGCGCCCCUCCGCCGCCUCUGCCCCUCUACCCCGUUCCCCCCCAGCUCAGUUCCCCUACGCCCCAGAGCCAGUCCCAGACUGGCAGUCUGUUUAGACCCAAGGGCAGCCGGACUCCCACUCCAUCCCAGCAGAGCUCCAACCCACCCAGUCAGCACGGCACACUUUAUCGACCCCCAAGCAGCUUGGCCCCAGGCUCCCGGGCUCCCAUCGCUGGCUUCUCCUCCUUCGUUUGAUAGUAUGAAGAUAUCUAUACACGGAAAUUCAAAACGAAGGCAGGGGAUCUCUUAUUUUCCCCAACGCCUGGUCAAACUCACGUCUAUAGAAGAACGACAACAAACAUCAGCCCUGAAUCUGUUGUGCUUUACUUGUCAUUGCAAGCUGAUUUUUAUUUUCGUAUACUUUCUUUGAUCGCACAGUUUAGGUUCUCGUUUCGUUUCUUUGCUUGUGUGUGUUCAGCGUGUUUCGCUUUUGAUGAAAGACAAUCACUUGGAAAGACACGUAAAGGCAUCGGUGAGCUUUGUUUGUUUCGGUUUGGGUUUUUUGUGCUGUCUGAACAAACUGCAUGACUUUUUUUUAUUGUUCAAACAAUUCCUUUCGUUUGCUUUUUCAUUUUGUUGUUAUGGGUUCUUUUGUUUAAUCGAGUUCCACAAAAGAGUACAACGCCAACACUACGUUACGAAUGCUGGACAAAAGCACCGACACAUGAAAAGAAUUUAAAAAGGCUAGGGAGAAAUUCUAAGCACUUGGACCGCAUCAAGAAAAACGCUAAACGGUGUGGUAUUUUUGUUCUUACACAGAUGACGAAGUACUGCUGUGAUUACGAGAGGUUAAAGUUCGUUUGACUAGAGACUAUGAUCUGAUAAAGACCCGCCUGCACUUAGCACAUGUUUGAGUUAGAAAGCCAGCAUCAUUUAUUGAUGUCGCAGGUCAGUGUUCACCAGUGCUCUGAAAAGGCCAAAGGUCAAAUUAAGUGCUUCAUGCGAAUCUGUGUAUUGAAUGUUUUUAGUUUUUUUGGGGUUUUUUUCAGAGGUAAAAUGUAGAUUGUUUGUAAAGUUGAGUACGAGUAUAUUUUCCCUCGUGAAACUUAUGGAAGGCCAAAUAUGUAAGAGUCUGAUUCACUAUGAUAUUAUUAUACUAUUGCUCUGGAUUCAUUUAUAUUCAGAGCCAUUCAUGUCAGCAGCGGUGUAUGUGGUGGGCGGGGUCAUUUGUUGCUCCUUUUGAUUUGACUCUAUGAUGUCAUCCUGAGCUUCAGGUUGCACUUCCGCCGCGUAAUCGGUAACGCCGGACGCAAACGUCAGUAAACAGCGGAUAUCGGAGAUUUGCCAGCAUCUCAGGCGGAGCUGGAUGUCAAGCAUACACAUCACCUCUCAGAUUUACCCUUUCCUGAUCAUCUGGCAAGACAUAGCGUCAUAGAAGCUGACGACGUUUCAAAGAUUGUGCAACCAAGCAAAUGUAUUGUACCUGUGAACUUCGGAUUUUUCACCACUUCGCUUUGGCGCGGCUAUUCAAAGUUACUGAAGAUAAAAGAAAAUGGACUAAGGGACCCAACACGAUGCCAGCAGAGAACUAAAAGGCACUUGCACAGCUUACUUGUGAGGUUUAAUGAUGUUGUUUGCUCUUUCUUUUCCGUGAAGUGAUUUUACUGUCUGUAUAAACAAGGUCAAUCACAUGCUCAGUCUGCCUGAACACAGUAUAUUCCUAAAUAAAUUAUGUUUUCUGCAAACGUUAUUGGUUUGAACAUUGAAGGGCGCGAGUAGUGAGCGUUUAUGGGUUAUGAGUGACUAAUGUAGGAGAGGAAGUGAGUAAAUCUAAGUGAAAGUGUCCUUAAAAACAUAUUACUUUAGCUGUUGAGACUACCGCACACCAUGACUUAGUCUUAUCCAGGAGCUACUGAAGAUAACAAGAUCUGAAUUCUAUUGGUGCUACUCCAGCUGAUAAAUCAACAUAUGAAGCUGGAUAACCAUCACAAGAAUUCCAGUGAGACUGCUUGACCAAGGAACUCCAAAACUAACUCGCAAUCAUGGCGUUCCGAACCUGUAUGAAUUUCUUUCUUCUGCAGAACAUACAAAGAAGACAUUUUGAAAAAUGUCGGUAGCACAGCAGUUUCUGUUCCAAAUGUACUUUCAUUGUUUGGACAGAAAAUACGAUGGAAGUCAACGGGAAAUGAAACACUCUGGUUAGGGUGGGCAAAUUUGUAGCGUGAAACUUGUUUCACCUGGUUAACACAGAGUCAUUUGGUGUUGAGAGCAACGGAGGAGGCAACAUAUUGCAGAGGUGAUAUAAAACAUCACAAUAAUUUACCAUUUUAGGAAUAACUUAAUUUGGACCAGGGGCUUCAGACAGGAAGGAAUAGUGGAUUUCUUAGGCUUAAUUAAUAUAGUGAACGAAUGCUUUUGUCAUCAUUUGUUGGUUUUGGAAUAUUCCAAACUCUGUUUAAUGGGAAUAUCCCUUGGCCAAGUGUGCCAGCAUGCGAUUAUGUGCUUGCGAAUACAUUUCUAACCUAACCCUAAUUUUCCAGGUCCAACUACUUGGAAAAAUCACCACCACAUAAUGAGUGUUAUUUCAUUUCUUCAUUUCCUACUAACAGUGUAAAAAUCCAUCCUAACACUGUGACGGACAUAUACGUGGCCUGCCACUCAUAUUUCCCCAUCCCGUUGCUCUGAUUGGUUUAAUGAGUAUAGAUAAAGCGGAUCAGCAGACCUGUGAAAUCCUGUUAUGUUGGCAGCAUCUGUUGCCUCCAGCUAGCCUGCAGUUACACUGCUCCCUCAGGUUCAGAGAGAAUAAAGCCAGUCAGUCAUGAUUCAAUUUACAUUAUCAUUAUCUUAUAAAGACAUUAUCUUUAUUUCUCUGUUUCCAUUCAUUUUGUUUUUGUGGUGACAACUCAAGUGUGAUUUUAACACUGUCUUUUUUUCCCAUUACAAAUAGCUUUUUUCAUCCUGGCAAGAAUGAGACCCUUUUAUUUAUACAUUAAUGAUGUCAGAAGCAAAACAGGACAGGAAUAUAAUUAAAUGGAGGGAGAUUCUAUUUCAUAUUCAUCUCAGCUCAAGCUUUUGUGUCCUAUUAAACCUAAUUUCCUGUUUAAAGCUAAUUCAUUUAAACAUAACUAAUGUAACAGUCAUAAGAACAUGACUUCAGUGGAGAAACAUGUUUCAAAGCGUGGAUUUAUAUUCGUCAUGUUCUUCUCCAUAAGAAAGGUCAAAUCAAACACAGGUGUUUCUGAGCACUGCAUACCUGAAGUCAACUUAAAUGGCUUCUGACAGAUAAAUGAUUAAUGUGCACCAGUCAAACAGAUAUAAAUGGAAAAUAUGCUUAUAUAAUCUUGGGUUAUAUAAGAAUUGGGAACGCAUAGUGCUGUGUUUAGGUAUUAUUCUAAACUGAAUGAAGUUAAAUUGAAAUGACUUUUCAAUAUAUCAAUCUAAAAACUUUUUUUUUUUUUACAUGUAUUUAUUUUGAAUUAAUUUUAUUUUGAAUUAUUAUAAUCAUUAUUUAUUUAAAAUUAAUUGUUAUUUUUUUUAUUUUAUUUUAUUUUUUGCAUCAUGCAAUCAGGUCAAAAAUGAAGUAAGCAAAAGCAGAGUUAGCAAUUUGUCCAACAUCUGGCCAGCAAUGCAAUGUUUCAUUCAAAGGUGCUCGUGAAGCUCUGCAGCUGUGAUUCUUUUUUUAACCAUCUGCGGUCACUUCCUGUUUGAGGUUACGUCUUUGAAUUUUGUGUUAAUUAUUAAAUUAUAUCUCGCAGGAGGGUAAUAUGCACCGUGUUGAGAUCAAACGACUGGAUAAAUGCUUUUGAUGGCAAUUACAGAGUGGAGUUUUAUCACUGGAUAUAAGCCCAUUGAUCAGCUCGUUUGCAAGCACUAUAAAGGUCGUGUCAGGAAGUAAUCACCUUUUUGAAAAGUUAUGGGAAUUUUUUGACCACUUUGGCGGCUUUUUAUAAGCUGGUUUGAAGAGAAGACUGUAAAAAGUUUGUAAAAGUGUGGUGGUUUUACAGCUCUAAUACAUACAAAACAUAUUUAUUCCUGCCUUAAAAUUCAGGUGUGCCAUUUGGAUUUCCAUAUACCUGAAAUACUCUUACUUUGACGUUAUUUUGUCUGUUUUUGGUUAUUAUGCUGUUUUUGAUCCCUGAUGUUAUGUAUGGUUGGACUGUUUCUGUGGACGCAACGAGACGGUCAAAAUGCUUAGAACUACAAUUUUUUUCUUCGCCGCCUGGGUAAGUGAGAUUUAGCGUGCGGACGUAUUGUACAAAAUAACCUCAUGUUUGUCUCUUUUUGUGUGUGACGGUGGGAUUUUUAACACAUUUUGCCUUUCGGAUUUGUGUAGAACUUAAACCAAAAGAAGUGUUUUGAAACAGAGAGCGUAAAUGAAGGUCUGUUCAGAUGUAUGUUUAUUGUUUAUCGUGUUAAGAUGUUCGAAGGGCCUGCAUUUCGUUGUAUGGCAGUUUGCAAAUAUGACCACUCGAGUCGCAUAUGUCACUAUGAAUCACCCGGCUGAAGAGGAUGUAUGUGGACGGGGUUUGUCUCAUUUGUUUAGUGUGGUUAUUGCGUCAUCAAUCCACUUGGUAACCGUAACCACAACUGUAAUCAAACAGAAAUUUAGCUUUUUUUUUUUCAUUCGCAGACAAAAGGUGAUCAUUAUUACUUUUGUAAAGAUGUCUAUUUGCCUCGUUAUAGUUCAUUUGGGUUUUUUUUAUAUUUGUUCAUUUAAAAUGUGUUUAUUUUUGUCUUUUCCUGUGGAGUGAUUUACUUCCUCAAUAUUAUAUACCAGUGCUGCAUCUAAGGACUUUUAAAAAUGUCUGAAAUGGGAUAUAUUGUAUUAUAAUAUAUAAAGUGUUUAGUGCCAAGGUUGUACUCUUACUCUGUGAUCAAAGAUGUAUAUUCUGUACUAGACAAUAUAUAUAUAUAUAUAUAUAUAUAUAUAUAUAUAUAUAUAUAUAUAUAUAUAUAUAUAUAUAUAUAUAUAUACACACACACACACACACAAAGUAACAAUCACUUGAAGGAGCUCUUAAGCAGUUAAUGAUCAUCUGGCUUUGGGUAUAAUUCUUUGUCUUUGGAAAAGAAAAAUAAUAAUAAAAAUAAAUAAGUUGACCUGAUGACAGAAUUAUAUUAUUUUCUAAAUAAAAUGAAACAAAAUCAAACAAGUGUG
Molecule: messenger RNA, 12441 nt
Organism: Puntigrus tetrazona (Sumatra barb)
Lineage: Eukaryota; Metazoa; Chordata; Actinopteri; Cypriniformes; Cyprinidae
Gene: sdk2b
Product: sidekick cell adhesion molecule 2b
Molecular function (GO): protein binding
Source: RefSeq, a predicted model, not a curated record